UUACAUAUAUAUGUUUUUACUCGGCGAACAGCUGAUAUAAAUGUUGCCAGGCUGGUUUGCUGGGAUCUGUCAUAUGAUUUUGUUGAUGGCAAUCUUGUGAUUUAACGUUAAAUUAAUUGAAAACUGUUGGAAACUGUAGCAGGUUACAGAAUUAUGAUGCAGCUUGUCGCAUGGCUCGGGAAAUUGCAGAAAACAUCCAUGAAAGAAAUAGACAGCAGAGGACUGGAGGAAAUCCAGCCAAGCUCAACAUGUCCCUGAGAGCAUCAUUACAGAAGCUCAAACAGAAUAUAGCACAGCUCAGGGAGACAUUGAAUCUGACUUCUACCCAACGGCGUAUAAUGCAAGCUGAAGCAAACAGAAGACAGACCCUUGUUGAUGACCUCGCUACCAGAGAAGCGAUACUGAACACCUCUUUUAAAGAAGACAUCUCAGAAGCUGAGCCAUCAAGGUUUUGUCUGAUGACAGAGGGAAACGGUUCGAGGCCUGCUGGGAACCCGUGGCUGGUUAAUGAGUCUGAGCAGACCAGAGGACUCAGCUUUGGAGAAAUCAAACACCAACAGCAGCAGAUUAUUGAAGCUCAGGAUGCUGGCCUGGAUGCUCUGGCUGCAGUCAUAAGUAGACAAAAACAGAUGGGUCAGGAGAUUGGCAAUGAGUUAGAAGAACAGAACGAGAUCAUUGAUGACCUUGCUCAGCUUGUGGACAAGACAGACAGCCGCAUCAAAAACGAGACGCACAGAGUCAAGCUGUUAGACACUAAGUCUGCUACCCGUGGAAUGCAGGGGGUGAUUGUUCUUCUCCUCGUCGCUAUCAUUGUCGUGGCUUCUUGGUAGACUUAAUGAAGAGCAAGUUUCUGAAGAGAAGACGGCACAUAUAUUAGAAAAACCUUCUUUGAGGUGAACGAGAGAUACUCACAGGCUCCUGUCCCCUUUUCCAUUUAUGAAAAUAAUAAAACCCAUGGCUGGGAAAAAGUCAAGGAAUGGACCACUAUGAAGAACUAAACGUCUUAGCUCCACAGAUAAUGAUCAAAGUAGGAUUUGGAAUGGAAAGGAAAAUAGAAAAGAGUUUUUUUAUAGUAUAAUGAAUAUAACCAUGAGCUCGAGAUGCUCCAAGGGGGGAAAACCUAUUUCAGUUCUUUGUUUGGCAGCGUAUCCAUCUUGUAAACAGGGUCCAAGUCACAAAGCAAUACAUAUACAGUAUAAUGCAAAUAACUUCUUAACUUCUCUUUCAUUUACAGGUCAGAUUCUAUUUUAUAAGUGAGAAAAAAAUGAAAUGCCUGAGUUUGUUAUGUAACACUUUCCUGUAAAUAGCUUUUAGCCUGAAAAUGUGACUGUUAGAAAUUCUAAUAAAUGUAGUUGGUCAGCUUUUGUCUCAGCUGUUUAGAUGGUAAUAUUUCAGUUAUCACAAAUGUUAGUGCUGAUCAUUUCUCACGUUAGGUCUUAUUUUCUUGAACCUUUACUGUAAUUACUGACUUAAAUCUUUUUUUCAACCAAAUUUAUAAGAGGGGGGAAAAUGAAAAGGCACACUAGUAAUAUUUUGAGGUUUUAUUCCAAAUGAAUGCUGAAUGUAGUUCUACCAGGUUGGUGUUCAGUAGUUAUCUUCCCCUCUGGACUUUAAUCACAACCAUCUAAACAACCACAAACUGUAAAAAAGAAAAAAGAAAAAGAAA
Carassius carassius (crucian carp) is the source of this 1666-nucleotide messenger RNA. RefSeq names its product syntaxin-8-like. Lineage: Eukaryota; Metazoa; Chordata; Actinopteri; Cypriniformes; Cyprinidae. The coding region runs from base 171 to 830 and encodes 219 amino acids. The transcript is spliced from 8 exons. Gene Ontology annotation, biological process: intracellular protein transport; vesicle fusion. Gene Ontology annotation, molecular function: SNARE binding; SNAP receptor activity. The record is from RefSeq and is a predicted model, not a curated record. Gene Ontology annotation, cellular component: SNARE complex; endomembrane system.